AUGGCAGAAGAAGUUUCGCCAGUUGAUCCCAUGAAGAAAAGUGAAACGCCGGUGUUUUACGUUGAAUCAGAUGACCGGCCCAGCGACGACGGUCUUUCUCCCUCUUGUCAGACGGACACUUUGGUUGGAGAAGAUCAGGACAAGAAAAUAUGUUCUACUAGUAGGAACGAAGGCUCGGAGGACGAGGAUGAGGAAGAGAAGAUUGACUGCGCCAACAGCAAGCUUCGCCAUUGUGCGACGGCACAAAAACGAAGUCGUUUUACCGUUGAAUCUGUCCCCUCCACUGCGGACAUCAGAAAGAAGGCACGUUUGCCAAAGAGAGUGGUAAUUAUUUCUCAAGAUGGCGAACUGGCGCUUCCGAGUCAACCGAGUCUUCAAAAGUCCACAAACGCCCACACUGCUAAUGAACUCCCGUCAGUAGAAAAGGUGAGCGAAAACACAUUCUAUUUGUUUCACGUUCCGCCUCCUAGCAUUGACUAG
Soboliphyme baturini is the source of this 480-nucleotide messenger RNA. NCBI's taxonomy places the organism in Eukaryota, Metazoa, Nematoda, Enoplea, Dioctophymatida, Soboliphymatidae. The record is from the annotation of a GenBank genome assembly.